GAAUAUUCUCCCAUCUUUCCAUGGCGAAUUGAAAUGCGAUUCCCUCCUCCCUGGGUUCUACACAACAGAUCUGGCUUGACUCAUCUCUUUCUGGGAAGGAGGCAGAGAUAUUCAACGUGGAAGCAUCCCUCUCUGUGUGUCUGUGUGCUUGCUCGGCGCAUCUUGACUCCUGCCGCAGUUGGCUGGCAGAGAGGCCACCGGGGUCGUGACGUCACCGCAACUGCUGCGAACCAAUUUUUCCCCCAGGGAUGGUUGCCGGCCCGUGGGAGGGGCGCGCUCUGCGAUGAUAGGCGAGCCGGCAGAGUGGGAGACGCUCGGGCAGAGCCGGAGCACUCUAAAACCACUUAGCCAGACGGGGCCGGGCAUGCUCGCAGUGCCCAAGUACGACCGUUUUUGGAACGACGCCACGACGCCCUCGGAGACGGCAGCCAUGAGCAGCAAGGCCGCGGCGGUGGUGGCAUCCGCCCCGGGGUCCGACCCCAUGACCUCUCCUCCGGGCGAGGAGCAGGAGGCCGGGACCACCUUCUGCACCUUGAUCCCCAAGAUGCCCCAAUGGAAGUUUGCUGGACCCUCGGGCUUCCUAAGUCGCAGCCCUUCCAGCGCCAACAAGGAGCUUUCGGCUUCUGGGAAGACCGGGUCGGGGUCGGGCCUGGCCGCGGUGCUCAGCGCCUGUGAACCGGUCUGCACCACGCCCUGCAGCCUCCCCGUGAUGAGCCGUCUUAGAGGAGGCUCCGGUGGUGGGAGAAAAGCCCCGCGGGCCGAGGGCCACAAGCCGGCCAGCGACGAGUGGAGCCGCAAAGGGAGCUUCAUCAGCAAGCCAGUGCAAGGGUGGCUCCAUCCAGAUGAGAGGGUUCUCAGUCCAGGUGUCUCAUACGUCGUUCGGUACAUGGGAUGCAUCGAGAUUCUCCGCUCCAUGCGGUCGCUGGACUUCACUACACGGACACAGGUCACCAAGGAAGCCAUCAACCGACUCUAUGAGGCCGUUCCAGGCGUGAAAGGGACAUGGAAGAAAAAGGUUCCUAACAAAGCUCUCUUCUCCAUUCUUGGCAAGAGCAACCUCCACUUUGCUGGCCUCAGUAUUGUCAUCAACAUCUCCAUUGAUGGGCUAAACCUCAUGAUCCCAACAACCCGGCAAAUCAUCGCGAACCAUCAUAUGCAAUCCAUCUCCUUCGCUUCGGGGGGCGAUACGGACACAACCGACUAUGUAGCCUAUGUCGCCAAGGACCCCAUUAACCAGCGAGCAUGCCACAUCUUGGAGUGCUGCAACGGAUUGGCGCAGAGCGUCAUCAGCACCGUCGGGCAGGCCUUUGAGCUCCGCUUCAAGCAGUACCUUCACAGUCCUCCCAAAACCGUCACCCCACAAGAGAGGCCAAUGGGGAUGGACGAGGCCGGAUGGGGCGAAGAGGAGGAGGCCUCAGAGCACGACUACUACAACAGCAUCCCGGGCAAAGAGCCGCCUUUGGGAGGCUUGGUGGACUCCCGCCUCCAGCACAGUGCCUCGCUGGGCAACGUGCCCUUCUCCUACUCUGGCCAUUUCAGUCAGGUCGGCUCGCCCACCAGGAGAGAUCUGAGCAGCCAUGCGAACCUGAACUGGGAUGCCGACUCUCACGGGUUGAGCUCCGACGGCUACGUUGAAGCAGAUGGGAAGCCCCUGGGCUCCCAAGACUACGAAGACCACAUGUACGUCAACACCCAGAACUUGGACAACUGGGAAGCGGAUCCUGGGGGGGCCCGGCCGCUUGCCGAGAGCCCCCCCAAAGACCUCUUUGAUAUGAGGCCUUUCGAAGACGCUUUGAAGCUCCAUGCAUCCAUGUCGGCGUGUGGCCUGGUCAGCGGCCCACCGGUGGAGGACCAGUGGCCCAGCCCUCCGACCCGGAAGGCCCCCAUCGCCCCAACAGAGGAGCAGCUGAAGCAAGAGCCCUGGUACCAUGGCAAGAUGAGCCGGAAGGAUGCCGAGAAGCUGCUGCUAACCGACGGAGACUUCUUGGUGCGGGACAGCAUCACCAACCCUGGGCAAUACGUACUGACCGGGAUGCAUGGUGGGCAGCCCAAGCACUUGCUCCUGGUGGACCCCGAAGGAGUGGUGAGGACAAAGGACGCCUUGUUCGAAAGCAUCAGCCACCUGAUCAACUACCACCUGCAGAACGAACAGCCCAUAGUUGCGGCCGAAAGCGAGCUGCACCUGCGCCAGGUGGUGAAAUGGAAGCAGUGAAGACUCGGUAGGUACCUGCCCAUCUCAGCCACAAAAGGAAGUGGGAUUCCGGUGCCGAAACUGACGCUUGGCCCGUCAUUGAGUUUUGAGUCAAUCGCUUGCCUUUUUGAACAGAAGAGAGUGACGCGUCCAACGAGAUGGAGGAAAUGGUCCAGUUCUGAGAAAGCAAGGGCUUCCCUGAAGGUUUAUUAAUGGGACUUUCUAAACCAAUUUCAAGGAUUUCAGAAUGAACACGUUGGGUGGGAGAGACAUAGCAGGAACAAUAUAUAUCCCAGCUUUCCCUUUGUUCCUUGUUGCAAAGCUCCACAGCCGGUCCAUUAGCAGAGCCUGCUUUUCUGCUCUGCAGUGAAAGCUUGGCAGGGCUCUCUUGGCUAAUUCGGUUUGCCCGAAAGAAAAGCCGGCGAUGCGGGGAAGCUCACCGUAAUGCUUAUGACAUCUCAUUCACCUUUUCUGUGUAUGUGUGCAAAUUGUUGCUUGGAACAAAAACAGCUGGGGAACAAGGGCAAACCCGAUCCCACAGGCACCAUCUCAGUCAAUCAUUUUCUAUUAUUGAAAGGCUCUUAAAGAGUUGGUAACUCUUAAGGCGGAUAGGGGGCAUUCCCACCUUCGCCAGUAGGGGUCACUGUGGCACAAGCAGCGUUUCCCAGGAGUGUCGCACUUAACUGGGUGCAUCUACACUGUUGAAUGAAUGCAGUUUGACACUGCUUUAACAACCCUGGCUCAAUGCGAUGGAAUUGUGGGAUUUGUAGUGUGGCGAAGCACCACCUGAACACGCAAGGCCUUGGUAAACUCCCGGGAUUCUUCAACAUUGAGCCACGGCAGUUAAAGCAGUGUCAAACUGUAUUCAUUCUACAAUGGAAAUGCACCCUCUGAGCCUACCAAUCUCUAUCCAGUUUGCUGAUGGUCCUUCCCUCCCCAAAGGAAUAUCGGCAGCAUCCCUAACAUAUGUUAUGACCCAUGCUAUUAUAAUAUAACCCAAUUCCCCAAAGGAGCAGCCAAUGACUGUGAAGCAUUGCUGUUUUGAUCAUGUUUCUAAUUAAAUACGGAAAUGUU
Messenger RNA from Anolis sagrei ordinatus, 3265 nucleotides. The record is from RefSeq and is a predicted model, not a curated record. NCBI's taxonomy places the organism in Eukaryota, Metazoa, Chordata, Lepidosauria, Squamata, Anolidae.